This is a messenger RNA of Onychomys torridus (southern grasshopper mouse), 1113 nucleotides long. It is a transcript of the gene Mesp2, whose product is annotated as mesoderm posterior bHLH transcription factor 2. The coding region runs from base 1 to 1113 and encodes 370 amino acids. Gene Ontology annotation, biological process: mesoderm formation; heart morphogenesis; somite rostral/caudal axis specification. Gene Ontology annotation, cellular component: nucleus. The record is from RefSeq and is a predicted model, not a curated record. Lineage: Eukaryota; Metazoa; Chordata; Mammalia; Rodentia; Cricetidae. Gene Ontology annotation, molecular function: DNA-binding transcription factor activity, RNA polymerase II-specific; protein dimerization activity; RNA polymerase II cis-regulatory region sequence-specific DNA binding. The transcript is spliced from 2 exons.
AUGGCCCAGUCACCUCCUCCUCCUCCUGAGAGCCUCCCGGGCCUCGACCACUGGGUCUUCUCCCAGGGCUGGGGCUGGGCCCAGCACUCGGACUCCACGUCCCCGGCCUCAUCCUCCGACUCAUCCGGAUCGUGUCCCUGCUACAUCACCCGCUGCCCCACGCAGUCCGCGGGGCUGGCCCGCAGCACCGGCAAAGCCCAGGCCGCCCCGACGGCGACCCCCCGACGUGCCCGGCCCGCGCCCGCGGGAGGCCAGCGGCAGAGCGCCAGCGAGCGCGAGAAGCUGCGUAUGCGCACGCUCGCCCGCGCGCUGCACGAGCUGCGCCGCUUCCUGCCGCCGUCCGUGGCGCCCGCCGGCCAGAGCCUGACCAAGAUCGAGACCCUGCGCCUGGCCAUCCGCUACAUCGGCCACCUGUCGGCCGUGCUGGGCCUCAGCGAGGACAGUCUGCAGAGCAGGCGCCGACGGAGCGCGGACACCGCGUCCUCUCACCGAUGCCCUCUGUGCCCCGACGGUGGUCCCUCGCAGGCUCCGAUGCUUGCCCCUGGCCUGGGAGCAGCCAUCAGUGGUGGGGUGUCCUGGGGGUCACCACCCGCUUGUCCGGGACCCCGAGUCUCACCUGAAAACCUUGGGAGCAGGAUCUCCAACGUGGAUCCUUGGGUGACACCUCCCUAUUGUCCCCAAAUACAGUCACCCUUGAACCAGUCCCUAGGGAGAGCCCCUGACACCUCUCACUGGACACCACCCCAAGCCUGUUCUGGCAUGCAGACAUCCCCAGAGCCUAGGAACAAGGCUGGACCCUGGUCACCAUCCUCUGCUCCUGCAGAGCUGACUGACGUGUACCAGAGUGUUACCGUGUCUCCAGAACCCUGCCUGUCCCUGGGAAGCCCACCCCUCCUGCCCGGCCCUUCAUGCCAGAGACUUCAGCCUCAACCUCAGUGGGGUUGCUGGGGCCACAAUGCCAAGGUUCUGUCCAGCUCUGAGGACCAGGGUUCCAGCCCUGCCUUCCAGCUCCCCGAGGCCAGCCCCAUCCCAAGCUCAGGCCUGCAGCUCAGUGGCUGUCCUGAACUUUGGCAGGAGGACCUGGGAGGACCCCCACUGAAUAUCUUCUACUAA